CACAAAAUUUGAAAGCUAUUAUCAACAAUGUGGAAAUCUUGUAUGUUUAUAAUAAUUUUAUUUUCGUUUAUUUGUACAAAAAACGUUUACAGUUUACUUUGUUACGUGUCUGACUUUGAAAGCUUGAAACUGGGAAAUAUCAAGAAGUUGAAUCACACGUUGCGAGACCAUAAUUAUUAUAAUAACGAAGUGAAACAUUUAAGUCAAGAACUUCAAACACCGGAAAAUGUUACACUGCACUGUUACACUGUUGAGGUCAGUAGAGAUGUGGUCAUUAAGGGGUAUACGCAGAAAGGAGGUUGCAGAUUUUUAAUAGAUGUAGUCGAAAAUGUAGUCCAGAAAAAUAGAGGUCCUGAUCAAUCGGGAAUGACAAUAGGAAUGAUGGGAUGCACCGAGUGCAGCAGCGAUAAAUGCAACAGUGUAAUUUUAGGCUAUUUGCAAAUAGAACCAACACACUUUCCCACAUCAGAAGAACCCAGAGGUGUGAACUCCUUGAAGUGUUACUACUGUUUACACCCUUGUGAAAUAGGAGACGCUCGAGAAAAAAUAUGUGGACGGAAUAUUGGAAAAUCGCAUGAAGCAGUUUGUACAACAGAGAUAGCGAAAGAUAGUCGUUCUCCCACUCGAGCGGUCCGAAAAUGUCGAGUUGUCCAAAAAAAUCAACAACCUCCGUGUCCAGAUAAUUCUGUUUGCACGUCAUGUAAAAGUGAUUUGUGCAAUGAGAAUCUGGAGGAUGUAACAACAAUAACAGGUGUGAAUUCCUUGAAGUGUUACUACUGUUUAGACCCUUGUGAAAUAGCAGACGCUCGAGAAGAAGUAUGUGAACAGAAUAUUGGAAAAUCGCACGAAGCAUUUUGUACAACAGAGAUAGCAAAAGAUAGUGGUUCUCCCACUCGAGCGGUUCGAAAAUGCCAAGUUGUGGAAAAAAAUCAACAACCUCCAUGUCCAGAGAAUUCUGUUUGCGCGUCUUGUAAAAGUGAUUUGUGCAAUGGGAAUCUGGAAGAUGCAGCAACAAGACAAGGUGAUGCCAUAAAGUGCCACACUUGCGCCCCAGAGGCAUGUGAAGUAUCAAAAGCGACAGAAAAAACCUGUGGGCUAUCGAUUGGCUCUUCUCAAGAGGCCGUUUGUACAACUGAAGUUCCAAAAGGCAGCAAAACCCCCAACAUUGGAAUAAGAAAAUGCCAAAUUGUCGCAAAGGGCGCCGAGCCCAAUUGCCCUCCAACUUCAGACUGCACAACCUGCAAGAGCGACCUUUGCAAUUCAGCGCCCUCUACGAGCUCCAGGGUGGCAAUGAUUGGUGUUGUCACGGCGUUCGUCGCCGCGAAGUUUUUGUUAAAUUAAAUGUAAAGUAAUGAUUACACAUGUAAUAACUUAAGUAGAAUAAAUUAAGUCUAUGACGA
Zophobas morio is the source of this 1400-nucleotide messenger RNA. RefSeq lists its product as uncharacterized. NCBI's taxonomy places the organism in Eukaryota, Metazoa, Arthropoda, Insecta, Coleoptera, Tenebrionidae. Bases 28 to 1341 code for a protein of 437 amino acids. The record is from RefSeq and is a predicted model, not a curated record. The transcript has 9 exons.